UACGUUAUCGCCCCGCCCAUAACUACUCUCAUUGGCUCGGUCACAUACUUAUAGGAGAUUUAGAUUAAAUUGAUUUAAUAUUGACACUAAUAAACUUUCUACAGUAACAGGACACAAUCAUAAUUCUGCAACUAACAAACAGCAUAGCCAGGGACCAGUGAAAAGAUUUAACUGUCAAAUCUCAUGUGAAAGCACCCGAUGGAUGAACAUGGAGGCAACCCAACAAACGGAGAAAACAAGCAUAAGACUUACAACGUGGACUCAAAGAAUGAGAAUGAAGAGACGACAGAGGAGACUGAGGACAAUCUGGAUAUGCUGGUGCCUCAUGAAGUGCCAACCGGAGUUCUGACUGUACAUAUAAAGGAUUGCAAAGUGUUUCCAAACAUCUUCUACACAAAAGACUUUCAGUUUUUUCUCAGGAUAUCUGUUGGUGGAAAGGAAAAGUGCACCAAGCUUCAAAGCAACAAAGAUGCCAGAGGAGGCAAAGCAGAUUUCUCACUUUGCUUUGAUGAGUGGAAAUACUUCUCCAUCCAGAUACCUGAGCAGAAUUCCAGAGCUGUGAAUCCCAAUCAAAUCAUGGUGGAGCUUCUUUUCUUUGAGCCAGCAGCAAGAGAUCCUAAACCAAUGGGCAGUGCUUUCUUCAAUGUGUUGAAAGUUCUCAAUGAAUCCAUUGUCACUCACCAGUUUAAUGUGAUGCUCAAUAAACAGAUUGUUUGCAAGUUAGAUGUUGAGAUGGCCAUAACAUAUGGGUCAUUUGGCUAUGGACACUCUCAUCAGGUGAAGCAUCCUGAAAGGACUGUGGAGGAACAAGUGGAAAAAUCACUUUUUCCCCGCUGUCCUUCACCAGACAACCUCCAAGAUCCUGACUAUAAUGAAAAAAACACUCAGUCAGACAUUAUUUCUCAUUUGAUUCAAAGAGACAGCCAAGGAGGCAGAGAUUCCAGUGAUCUUAUGAACCAAAUAGAGAAGAGAGGCAGAUUGUGUACAGUGUGCUGUGGGGAAAUGGAAACAGGCCUGUUUGCUCUCCCAUGGGUGCCAGUGAAUAUUGGUGGUUCUGAUCUACUGGCCAAAGCCUGGUUCGGUGACACACAGUACCGGGUUCUGCUGAGUGACCUGAACACUGUGUGGGAAGAAGAAAUGACCACAGAUGACAUCCAGAGUCGAGCACAGGAUCUGAAUAAGCGUCUGAGGGCUCCUACACACGCUUUUUUCUCUCAUCUGUGUUCUGUGGCACGGCCUUGUUUCUCCAGUGAAGAUGAUGAUCAGAUUUCUACUGCACACGUUACUCUUGAACAGCAUGGUGACAAUCUAACAGUCAAACUCAAAAGUGAGCUGGCUGGGUUGCCAUUCUACUGGGAGUUCCGCUGCACCACAACACCUGUCGGCGUGGUGUGCAGGCAUCUGGUGCGCCCCCUGCUGGCAGUGAGUAGAGUCCUACAGCGGCAAGUGGAGGAUCUAGCUGCUCUUUUGGCUCGGAAGGAUGCAGAGAUACAGGACUAUCAGGAGAACGGAGCUGUCCUAAGUAGAGCCAGACUACAGACGGAGCCGUUUGAGGUGCACAGGUACAGGGAGAACUUCUUCACACAGGUUUGAGGCAUAAAAAGAGAAAAUUUGACCGGGUGAGUUGAGAAACCAGUUUGGGUUUGGCACUGACGGCGUGACCCUUCCCACCGCCACACCGAAAGACCAGCAAAAACACCCCAAACCAUCCUGUAUCUGAGACAUAUAUACAAUUAGAUGUCCUUCUUAACAUGCUUUUAGUCUAAGUUAUUACUGUAAAGAAUGGGCAAAUUUAGUUCAAGAGUUUAGAGAUUCUUAUGUUCUGCAUUUAUUUGAUCAAAACUACAGCAAAAAGUAGUAUUUUCUUGUAAAGCAUACUCUAUAAAACAAUCUUUGUUUUAUUUACAAAAUAAUUUUUCAAUGAAUAUAAGUUUUUCCAAUCCGCCAGUACUUAUAAGGGGGUUGAUUUGUAUAUCUUCAUACUCUUUUCUCCUGGAUUUUUCUUCUUGCCACAUGAGCAGCAUCACCCAUCCUGAGUGAAACUGCAGGAUAACAACACAAGAAUGAGGAAUUUAGGCUUUUUGUGACAAAGAUGUGUGCUAUUGCACUAAACAGAAAUAACUUUUUCUUAAUAUCAUAGUAUGUAUGUUUUCUUAGAUCACUUUUGGUCAUCUAGAAGGAAAAAAAAUAAUAAAAAAAAUAAACAUUUCUAUCUUUUUAACCAUUUGCACCACCAUUCAAAGGUUUGGUUUCAGUAAGAUUAAAAAAAAAAAAUUAUUCAGCAAGGA
Cyprinus carpio (common carp) is the source of this 2288-nucleotide messenger RNA. RefSeq names its product non-homologous end-joining factor 1-like. The transcript is spliced from 14 exons. NCBI's taxonomy places the organism in Eukaryota, Metazoa, Chordata, Actinopteri, Cypriniformes, Cyprinidae. Bases 199 to 1593 code for a protein of 464 amino acids. Gene Ontology annotation, cellular component: nucleus; DNA ligase IV complex. Gene Ontology annotation, molecular function: DNA end binding. The record is from RefSeq and is a predicted model, not a curated record. Gene Ontology annotation, biological process: double-strand break repair via nonhomologous end joining.